AUGAGCGAAAGUAAAAGUAAUUCCGUUUCUGGUGCGCUUGGCCUCACUUUGGUCGAUUAUUUGGCUGUGGUUGGCUUUGACAAGGACAAGGGACUUGAGGUAAGACAUUUACAAUACUAGAAACUAGUUUUCGUAAAAUAUUGUCAGUUCUCCUAUGUUCAACACAAAGGUUAUAUACUUGAACAACAACAUUUAUUAUAAUAACUAAUCUAUCUUAAAUUCCAUUUUCUAUUAAAGCAUCUCAAAAUUUGACUAAAGUAAGAUUAAAUUUGAGCACUAUAUCCACGGUAUAUUGUGAAACAAAAUUCUUUACAGCUAGACCGAAAUGCGGAAGCGGCGGCUGAGCUGAGUGGCUCAGUUCUGUCUAAAGCACCAUUAGACAGAGCGUACCAGACCUCGGUGUUACAAGUGUUCCCCCCUUCCGACCGAGUCAACUACCCUUUCACUCCCGAGAUCGCUCAGCUUUGCAUGCCUAAGGGCUUAAGGUUCUACACAGAGAAGAAGGUACCACCUCAAACCGAGUUCCAUUCCUUCGUACUAACAAAAGAAGAUGGUAGUAGGAUAUACGGCUGUGCUUUCACCUUCUUCGAACCCGUACAUGACAUCCAAGUACGACAACAAAUGCUCGAACUUAACCAUCAGUACAUCCAGCAGAAGGUGGAGUCGGAUGUCACGGCACGGAACGACAGUCAUCACGGUCUACAACAAACCCACACUCUUCCUCGUAACAUAUCAUCAACAUCUCGUCGCAACUUCUCUCAUCGAGAAAGUUACUACGACUCUACCAACAAGAACAUCUUCGUAUCAAAGUGUAUCUGUGUCGUCCAACGACUGCCUAUGUUAUUCUCUACCCAACAUCUGUUAUGUUCUUUGUAUAUAGCCGCGUUAACUCCGAGAAAGUCGCAAUACACACUAGAACAGUUGAUAUACUGGUCGUUGCAUCAGGUACCACUUCCUAUUCCCGGUACCAGUUUACAAUGUAAUUAUGGAGGAUUGGAAUUGGCAGUACGACGACCUGCCUUUGGGGAAUUACACUUUUUCGAUUACCCGAUGUGUGAUCUGUUCAGCUUGAUCGAUGUAGAGACGUUCGUACGACUCUUUACUUCGUUCAUGCUCGAACACCAGAUUUUACUCUGUUCACGACGUAUGUUUUACCCUUUUUUUGUUAUUUUAGGUAUAUCUUACCCAAAAAUAUUUGACUUAUUGCACAUAUGACAAUCUUUAUGGCAAUAAGCCUACGUUAGUAUACAUUAACAGAAAAUAACUUUUUCUUAUGACGAUAUGUAUGAUAUGAUGAUUAACCAUAAGGUUUUUCAGAGAUGGAUAGGUUAAUGUUAGUCGCCGAAUGCUUAUCAGUUUUGUUAUUUCCAUUCCGCUGGCAAUUACCCUAUGUACCUAUUGUACCAUACUCUCAGCUCAACUUCAUUGAAGCCCCGGUUGCAUAUCUUUUAGGUUUUUGUUACGAAGACCGAAUCCCCGAUCAGAUAUUUCAGGUAAUACCUAAAAUUACAUCAGCCAGGGUUUGUGAAAGCUUGGUUAUGACAUUUAUCUGGAUGAACUUUGACAAAAAUAACAUAUAGACCGUAUUUUACAUUUUAAAAAUAAAAAAAGCUUUAAAAUUUAAAGACUGAUAUAUCAGCUGAUAUAGAAGAUACGUUACCUAUAAAUCACCUUUUCAGAGCAAUAUUUGCAUUCUGGACAUCGACUCCAAGAAGCUAGACACUCCAGAAGAAGUUCAGACAUUCCCUCAGCACGAAAAACUGGUACGACAACUAAAACGGCUCUAUUUAAGGUAGGAACUCAUCUUUAUAUUGUCUAUGUUUAGGUUUCAAACCAAUCCCACCAACUUCUAUGGAGAUAGUGCAGUAAAAGAAGAGGCAGUAGAAGAAAAGAGGGAAAUGAGCCCAGUGAAAGUUGUUAUGAGAAGAGAUGCGGGUGUUCAACAACGAAGAAACAACUUGAACAGAAAGGGAAUUGUAGAUGAAUUGUCUGAAGGUGAGUAAAAUAACAUUUUUAACAAUUGAAGAAAAAUUAACAAUCAAAAAGAUUAAAUUUAUAACAGAUUUUAUAUAUAAAACGUAAAUAAUGGCUAAACUAACCCAAAUGAAACUAUAAAUAAACCAUUUCAGGUGUAACAUUCCGACAAACCCCUACAACAACAUCUGAUUGGACUUCAAAACGAAUGUCACGAUCUUUUGACAAUUCAGAUUCCUUAGAAGCCUUCAAAGAUGAACCUCAUUACUACGACGAAAUGGAAGAAUCAACUUCAAAUAACAACAUCGUACGUGACACUGUAGCACCACCAAAGCCCACCGAGAACGUCCAGAAGUACUUCAACGCUCUCAACUUUAACACCACAGUACGAGAGCUGUUUCUACAUCAUUUUGUUCAACUAUUCUCAAAUUAUGAGCAAUUCGUGGUCAUUAACAAGAUGAACGACAAGAUCCGAGACUCUGUGGUCGAUUUCGAUAAGGCUUCUUUCCUUUCCGACCAGCCAGAUUCAUACCUACCAUUCCUGGCAGCUUUUCUUGAGACUCAAAUGUUCACCAGCUUUAUCGAUGCCAAGUUGAAAGCUCAAUUCAACGAGGUCGAUGAGAAUCUGAUGUUGUUUGAUAAGAGAAUCAAUGACCUGAAGACCCAGCUUCAAGGAAACGGAUCUAACAGAGUUUCCAUGAUUAAUCAGAUGCCGGAAUUCAAUGCUAACGGUAAGAAAAGAACCUAAAUUUAUAAAAACAAUGAAAAUCAUGUUACUUACCAUAUUUUUUAUAAUUUAGUUGGCUUUCCGUCCAACUUUUUAUUCAUCGCCGUGUUAGAAUCUGAGAUCCAAUAACUGGUGUAGCUAAAACAAUAUUUUGCCUAAAAAACCAAACAUAAAACAAAAAUAUUACCUAAAUUUCAUUACAGCAAUUGCACAAGAACAACCUCGAUAUCAUUACGAAGUUCCAUCGCCAUCAUCCCAUUUGGCAUCGACCAGUCGAGAAAAUAAUUCAUCCAGUUUUCCUGAAAUCGAUCCUGAUCUCUUUGACGUUUCUUCCGCCUCACAAGAACACCAACUACCAUGGAUGGCACCAAACAACAAAGCAGUACUAUUAGCUGCUGAAUUGGACGAACAAAAAAGAAAUUCGAAUAUCGCGUCACCGAGAAAGAAACAGCGAAAGAAACGAGAACCAGGUAGGUUAAUAUAAUAUUUUAAGGCGGUUUAGGUCAUUUUUUGCCUAUAAUUUUAGACAAUAUUAAUUUUUAGACAUUAGAAUGUAUGUAAAAUAUUGUUUUAUAAAAUCUAAAAUUAUGAAUAUUAUUUUCUGAGUCAUGUUUUUCUCUCGUUUUUGUGUCAACUCUCCCUGUUAGCUUUAAUGUAAAUUUACUGCGAAAUGAGUUAUUUAAAAUUGAAAAAAAAAAUAGUUUCUGUUAUAAAUUACUAUGUAAUAUUAAAAAUCUUUACAAAAAUUCUUUUAAAAAAUUGCUUUAGUAACGACAGACACGAAAGAACAAAACUAUGCCUUCGUGAAACAACUUCUGAAGGAGACAAAGGUCAAAACAAACCGAUUGUUGUUGAUGAAGAUGGGCAAAGAGGCAUUAGAUCUUGGUCAUCACGAUUCUGCAGUCCAAGGAGUCGAAGAGAACACGUUAGUAGCGGGAUUCUGCGAUCUUCUAGAUCGUGUUUGGGCCAACGAUUUGAAGAAGAAGACGGCCGUCAACGACAGAACGUGGACUCAGGAGGAGAAAAAGGUAUUUUUUGUUGCUGGAGAUGUACAUUCAUUGGUUGAAAAUUCAUUUUCGUUGUUUGUGUUGUACAUUCAUUAGGAGAAUAUUGAGGUAGCGUUAAAAGCAAGGUCACAUUUUUAAGCUGAAAGACGAUAAAUUGCUUUUCUUAAAGCGAGGACGUUUUACAGAGUAUACCUUCGUAUUUACAGAGAAAGUCAGCCUUAUGGACCAACAUUUUCCGUUACUGUGAGAACAACAAGCCUGACCUGGACCGGGUAUCUAAACAUAAUCAUCCGAACGUAUCUCCAGGUAAGUUACUUUUACACGUCGACUAAAUUGAUAUAUUUAAGUUAAAAUUUACGAAGAUGCCGUAUUUUACAUUUCAAAUUCAUUUUAUUAUUUUUAAAUUUCGUAUUUUAGUCUUUUUUUCAAAUUUCUUACUCGGUUUUUAGGUAACAUUAACACUUUUUUUAUAUUUAAAAAUAAUUUUACAGUUUAAUUGGUAUUUCACAAUAUUUUAAACGUAUUUCAAUAUAUUUUACUUCGUAUUUUAGCCCUUAUGUGGAUUAUUUUCCGAAAGCGAAUGGAAUGUAAGCACAAAUUUUAAAACUUUUGGCUUUGCGCGCUUUCAAAAGUGGUUUUUCGUUGUUGUAUAUUGUGAAUAUUGUGUUUGAGGUAGCCGUAGUAUUGAAAAGUAUUAUUCGUAGUUGUAGUAGUAGCUAAAAUGCGUUUUAUUUUUUUUUAAAUGGCUUAAAAUUGGCUCAAAAGAGCUGAAAAUGGGUAACAAUCAGCUAAAAAAAGCGACAAAAGCUUUUAAAAUGACCAAAAUGUCACCAAAUUUAAAAAACUUGUCAACCAUACUAUUCUGUAGAAGUAUAUGAUGCCAUAAACAACAACCCUGAAGCCGGCUUCGAAGAUCGCGACCAAGGUGCUUUGGCUGAUAUUAUCCAUAAAAUCCGUAAUCUGACAGAGACCGAGCCAGAAGUCUCGGCCUGGAACAAGAUAGUCAAUGUCGCCAACUUUGUCUCGGACAAGAUCGUCAGUAAACUGGAUGAAGAAGGCAACUUUGGCGACAAUAACAACAGAGAGAGAGGGAGGUCGGUCCAAAGAGGCAACAACACUAUCGACCGGUUGUUCGGAUGGCGAUCCAACUCUGUAGCGCCUUCUGAAGGCGACAGAGAGGUCGAGAGGGAAGGGCGACGACCUGACAAGGUUGGAGCAACAAGAAUGGGGGAGGUUGAGGGUCAGAGGAACCUACUACAAAAUCGAAGAGGUCAAUUUGAAGAUGUUAGACAGGCUUCUAGGACUGAAAACCAGAAUGUCAGGCCAGAAAACAUGAACCAGAUGCCAGAAAAUCAAUAUUCGAGACCCGUGCCAGGAAAUAGACCAGGCCUAACUGACCAAAUAGAGCACCAUCGGUCAGCCAACAGGCCUGGACUACCAGUACCAGAAGCACCACCUUCAAGGAACGUCCGGCAGAAUGUCGCUGAACUUCCACCUCAUCCACAACAACAUCGUGCCAACAUUUAUCGCCAUCCCGAGCCUCAGCGACAAGCCAGGCCCCCCUUACCUCGAAGCAUCCACAAGUCCAGUUCAGUCAGUGGUAAGGUGUCGUACUGUAACUUUAUUCUCACACUAACACCUGGUACUGUCGUUUCUUUUCACUAACACACAUUUGGUACUGCACUUAACAUGUCGUACUGUAACAUAUGGUACUUUUUUCUAUUGGUACUGUAACUCUUAUGCUACUGACAAUGUUACAGUACCUUGUAAUACAGUUCGAGGUAGAAUACCUUCACUAUAAUAACACAUGGUACUGUAAUCGCAAUUUAUUACUAACGUGUAGUACUGUAACACUAACAACACACCACAUCUAACUUAACUUGCACUAUAUCACACUCUCUUCACUACUAAAUCUACUAAUAUCAUAUAUCACUUAAAUUAGGUGCAAAUUAAUUAAAACUUACAAAAAUGCUUUACAAUAUGCUGCAGUAUGCUUAUCACUUACUUAGUAUAAUGGCAUUUAUUGCGGUGUAACUUACGCUAAUAGCUACAGUAUUCAUGUCGGCAGCUAUAUUUUGGUUGGCGUUACAGUAAUCUUUGUGAAAAGUUACAGUAAUCACGCUGGGUUAACGAUAUCUAUGCCAAGAUCGCUAAGCCAUUUUAGUUAUACCAAGAUUACUGUAAUCAUGCUGACAGCUACUAUAGUUAUGCCAUGGCUACAGUAACAUGCUAACAGCUACCGUAACCUUAAGUAACGCCGUUUGCUAAUCUUAUGUUAUGCUAACUUUGUCUACAGUAAUCCUGUUACCUAAACCUUGCUCUUUCAGACUUUGCUCCCCAAUUGAACGAGAAUCGACCGCCUCAGGCACAAAGAGAUCACUCAGUCCGUCGCGGCCGAGACCAGUCCAGAGGGCCGCAUAAGGAAAGGAAAAGGUCGCUUUCGAGAAGUCGCGACUGCGACGAAAAGCUGGCUGAGCUUCCACCACUCCCGACUAGUCUACUUUUCGAUUUUAAGUGAGUUUUUUAACUUAAUCUUUGUUUUGCACGGUGCAAGUUUAACGAAAGUCCUAUUGCACCGUGCAGAGUUUAAAAAUUCGGUCAAAAAGUCUAUAGAAUUUUAGAUUUGCCUUAUUUUACCUUUCCAAUUAAGUUUUUCAAUUUACUUUUGGCCUUACUUUUCAAUUUGCAAUGAUUAAUAUGAUUGCACCGUGCAAACUCUUAAUUCAUUUGUUUGCACGGUGCAACGAAAUCAAUUUCUUUGCACAGUGCAAAAAUCUCUCAUUUAUCCCGUUGCACUGCACCGUGCAAACAAUUCCGAAGUUGAACUGCACUGUGCAAGAAGAAAUUCUUUCAACCAUUUGUCGCUCGUCCUUACGCUUUUUCGCUACCCCAGCUGUCGCGAUAAGGUUGGGUUUGCGGCAAUUUGAAGUGUCGCUCAAACUUCCGCUUUGUCGCAACCCCACUGUCGCGGUAAAUUUGAAUGUCGCUCUCGUCUUUCGUUGUGUCGCCAUAUUUGGAAGAACGGCAAAAAAAACAUGUCGCAGAGGACGUUGCAAAAAAUCCUCGCAAAUCUUUUGCGACAUUUUUGCUUUUUGUCGCAAACAAAUCUGUCGCAGAGAAUGUCGCUUGCACGUUGCGACAUGUCAUGAGCGAUCGCCAAUGCUUUUCAUUCAUUUUUCAAGAGUUGUCGCAACAUGAACAACGACAAAAAUCGACAUUCAGUUUGUCGCAAGAUUCUUCAUUUGUUGCGACAUCUUUCUUUUCCCGCGACUAGGAAUUGACUGCGACGAACAAUCCAAAAGACAAAUGUUGCCCUAAUGUCGCAGGUUUUUUUUGUCGCUUGAAAUUUCUGAACAGUUUUGUCGCAAGUUUUUGGGUUUGCGUCAGAAAUGCCGCGGAAAAAUUAUUGUCGCAAAGGAAAGGUGACGCACUGUGCAAUGGUGAUCUGCACAGUGCAUUGGAAAGGAAAAGCUUGACUUGCACGGUGCAGUAAAGAAAAAGAAAGUGUGCACGGUGCAAACAAAAAGAGGGAAUUCAUUUGCACAGUGCAGUGAAAAAAGCGGUUUGCACUGUGCGAAAAAUAAAUUGGAAUUAGAUUAUCAACUUGAAUAUUGAUCAUUCUGACCUUUCUUUUUCAGCAACAUAUUCCGAAUGACAGAGAUCCGAACAGACAUUGGCUAUGCGCGAGCUUUUGUCAGAUUGGCGUUGGAAAGAAAGUUGCUGCAUUCCCAUCUGAAGACCAUCCUGUCCGACCACCGCCUUCUUCGUGAACUCUAUCGUCGCUCUGGUUUCCUGAGGUCAGAAGACGAGAGGGAACAGUUCCUCUAUCACAUAUUGUCGCUGAAUGCUGUCGACUUCACCUGCUUCACGAACACCUUCAGAAGCACGCGGAUGCAGUACGAAGUGCUACUGGUGGGCACGUUGGACCGGUUCCAGUCGUCUGGGGUCUGGAUCAUGUGUGCUGGCACGUUGGGUUCGACCCAGAAAAUCGCGAUGCCGCCAAACAGCCUUCAGUUCACGUUCGACCACAAGAACCUCGGGAUUCUGACGACGCUGAGGAUCGGACAUCGCGAGAAGAUCUCCAAAUGGUUACUACAAUAUGUGCUGGUCCGGAACAACAUCACCGGCCAGUUGUACAAGUUCAACUGCAAGAAGUGGUUCGGCCGGUCGGUGGAGGACGGUGCUCUCGAGAGGGUGCUUGUCGCCGAAGUCGUGAGUCAGAGAGCGACAGAAGAUAACAGUCCGACGGAGCAGAGUCAGCCUCAGCAGUACCUGAACUCAGUCAAGAAUCUGAUGCCCAGCUCCAUGAUGAACAAGCUGGCUAGUGCUCAUGGAGGCAGUUUGAGCACGUUGGUAUCAGGUAGGAUAUUAUACUUGAUCUAAACUGGAUUUUAGCUCAUAAGAAUAUAAAAUUUUUAAAAAAUCAAAGUUACUGUAGAACUACAGUAUCUUUUAAGACUGUAAAACCUAAAAAAUUUUUCAAGCCACCAACAGUACUAAAAGCACCAUUUUAGGAGCGAUGAGCCGCCCCGAGAGUCCAGUCUCAACUCCAGUCAAAGAACCUCACCGUCGUCGCUCAUCGUCACGUUCAGAAGUGGGCUAUCCUCAACAACAUCGCAACCAGUCCCUCUCCCGCCCCGCCCAGUACAACUACUACUCAGCACGAGAAGGGAACAAGCACCAGCGAUCGCCUUCAGUAUCAGAAGCCCCGGCCAAGUCGUGGGAUCCUCGCACCAACGAACUACAGCACCGAAUCGGAGAAGCCGUGAACGCCCUGGUGAAGCACUUCUUGUGCCAGUCAGGGAACCCGACUGCCAAUCUGACUCAGCUCCUGUGCGGCGAGAAGGGGCUGAUCAAGUACCUGGAGCAGGUCUUCAUCCUCGGCCGAAAGGAUUCGCUCUUCAGAUUCUUCGGGAAGACGUACCCGUGGGAUUACAUAGGUAAGGGAGUCUAAAAACACUGUAAAUACCUUAUAUUAGCAUUUAAAUUAUUUUUUAAAUUCAAUUUUAAAAUUUUACAGAUUGCCUGGAGGUACAUUACCUAAAAAGCUCAAUUUUUAACAAAAAUCAAGCAUUUUCAUAUUUUUAAAUUUUAAAAUUUUAAAUUUCAGAAAAGUCGUUUUCCUGGUUUGCCAAUCUGAUUCCCUCGGCGACAGGAGAAGCGUUGAGUCGAGACCAGAAGUCUAUCAUAAUAUACGCUUACGACGUGGUAACAAAGAUCGCUGCCAAUGCCAAUGUGGGCAAAGAAGGCAAAUUCCAUGCUUUCUUGCUUCUUACCUUGAGGUAGGGUAGAAAACUUUUAGGUAUAUGCAUAAAGUAAAGGUUUUUACCCAAAAAUUGAAGAACUGAUGUGGGCGCAGCUCAAAAAAUUAGUUUUGCAGGCUGCAGAUAUUAGAUUUCGCCGAUUUUUGGCUUUUUUUGAUGGAAAUGAUUGAGUUGUAAUUUUUAAUAGUUUUGUCAUUUUUAGAGACCACCAACUAGGAGCACUACUCUCAUUGCUAGCCUGGACGCCAGUAACCAAGGAGUUUUACGAUGAAACCUCGAUUCUGAAUCAGCCUGGGCAGUUGAAGGCAUUGAACCGACUUCUGAAUGCUCUUCACGACUUCAACUUCAACUUUGAGUCUUCUCUAACAUAUGGUAUUGGAAUCUAA
Messenger RNA from Bursaphelenchus okinawaensis, 9358 nucleotides. The record is from the annotation of a GenBank genome assembly. NCBI's taxonomy places the organism in Eukaryota, Metazoa, Nematoda, Chromadorea, Rhabditida, Aphelenchoididae.